UGUUAGUCAGAAAUACAUAGACAUAUUCGAGGAAGUUGCAUUGUGGCCACUGCUAGAUCUCCCCAAACACCAGCGUGAAAAUACUGCAAAAUAUACAAGCAUCAGCAACCACACAGCCUUGGAAUCUUCUUUUGUACAGUCUCUGUUUUGCCUUUAGUCUUUAGUUGGCAAGCAGUUUUCCUCCUGGUUGCAGGUCAGGAGGCUUGGGGGCGGGACGGGGGGGAGACGGAGGGAGAAAGGGUGUGUGGGGAAAGGGGUAUCCGAAACCUUCUGAUAAUCUGGAAGAAGCAGGAGGAUCUCCAAUGAGCAAGGAAAUGUCAUGGUUAACACGCACAAAACUAGGCUGAUAUUUAGUGAGCCACUCGGUUCUGUUCUUGCAAUUAAAAAAGAAAAGAAAAAAAAAACUUAUAUGGAUCCAGAUUGUCCGGUGCAGCAGAAAGUCUGGAGCGAUUUUGUUUGGUCGCUGUAACGAAGAAAAAGAGAAGCUGUCAUUUUGUGUGUGUGUGUGCCCUAUACAAGGGCCUCCUGGUUCCUUGUUAGCUUAUAGAGGGGGGAAAAAACGCGUUUGAUGUUACAUCUGACCAGCUGCUGUUCUCCAUAAUAACAAGAGAGAGAACUGCCUGCCCUAGUGAGUUGCGUCACUUUUGCUUCAACUUUAGGCUAGAAAUCAAGAGAGCGAGAGAGAGGAGAGAGAACUUUCAAGGAAGCAGGAGGGAGCUGGAAAGCCCUGCAGCCUGCCUCCCACCCACUUACCCCUCCUCCUUUGCCCCCUCCUUCCCCUCCUCCUCCCCCCCAAAAACUUUUCCAUCAGAGAAAGAGGGAGAUCUCUUUGGAAACAUGGAGCUGCUGUGCUGUGAGGUGGAUCCCAUGCGGAGAGCUCUGCCCGACCCGAACUUGCUCUACGAUGACCGCGUUUUGCACAAUUUGUUAACCAUAGAAGAGAGGUAUCUGCCCCAAUGUUCCUAUUUCAAAUGCGUCCAGAAGGACAUCCAGCCCUUUAUGAGGAGGAUGGUGGCGACCUGGAUGUUGGAGGUCUGUGAAGAGCAGAAGUGUGAAGAAGAGGUUUUCCCCCUAGCCAUGAAUUACUUGGACAGAUUUCUAGCUGUGGUGCCCACCAGAAAGUGCCAUCUGCAGCUGCUGGGGGCAGUUUGCAUGUUCUUGGCCUCCAAGCUGAAAGAGACAAUCCCCCUCACUGCAGAGAAACUUUGCAUAUAUACGGACAAUUCCAUCAAACCCCAAGAGCUGCUGGAGUGGGAGCUGGUGGUGCUGGGAAAGUUGAAGUGGAAUCUUGCAGCAGUGACUCCACAUGAUUUCAUUGAACACAUUCUAAGAAAACUGCCUCUACCUAAAGACAAGUUGCUUUUGAUCCGGAAGCAUGCACAAACAUUUAUUGCCCUUUGUGCCACAGAUUUUAACUUCGCCAUGUAUCCACCAUCAAUGAUAGCAACUGGAAGCGUGGGAGCAGCCAUCUGUGGCCUUCAGCUUGAUGAUGGGGAAAGUUCACUCUCCGGUGACAGCCUAACGGAACUCCUGGCCAAGAUCACAAACACAGAUGUGGACUGCCUUAAAGCCUGCCAAGAACAGAUUGAGUCGGUGCUAGUAAGCAACCUUAGGCAAGUCCAGCAACAGCAAAGCAAUCCUUCUAAGAUGGUGGAUGAACUGGACCAGGCCAGCACUCCCACAGAUGUGAGAGACAUCAACCUGUGAGGACGUCAGCCCAGACAGUCAUGCUUGCUCCCCCAGCUCCUUCCCCCCUUUUUUAGAAUGAAAUCUUUUUUUUAAUCUGCUCCCACAUAGAACGUAUUUAAAGCUCUUUUAGAUACAAAACAAAAAAAAAUGAGUAAUUUAAAAAAGCAUUUGGUGCCUGUGAUGUUCUACAGAAGGGAAUCCCACGAUAUGUUUGAUAAUUGCUGUUUGAUUAUGUAUCGGUGAUAUUAAGUGCUUAUAAAAGCAUAAAAAGUAGCUAGAUAAAUGUAAGCCUGCAUUUGUGGGAACAAAGUAGAGUAUACUUUUUUGUGCGUGCAUUAUGACCUAGUGCAUACACACCCUUUUUUAAAGUUAAGAAAGGAAUUGUGUGUGUGAUGUUAUGGCUUGACUAGAUUGCAAAGCAAUAGAAUUAAGGGGUUAGGGCAAAGUGGGAAAAGAUCCCUGAAGUGAUUGAACCAUUUUGGAUGCAGAAGAGAUUUGCUGAUCUAUCACCUCUGUUAUUAGUCAGAACUGUUUGUUGGAUCUCUGUAUGUUAGUUUUGUUUACUCUUGCUGUCUGUGGUAGCUGCUACCUAAGAAAGAAGAUGCUUUAUUUUGCCAGCCGGAAGAGCAGGUGUUUCUCCCUCCCACCCCUGCCCACUGCUUCCUACUUUUCCUCCAGAAAUGGUUCAUUCUAAACACAACAGCAUCUUUGGCAAAAAGCUGAUCCUGCUAUCCAGCAGUGGUCCACGCCAAAGUAUAGAAUGCUUGCAUUAGAUGACAGAAAUAUACAGAUUAAAAAUGACCUGUCAACGAAUCAGACCACCUCAGAACUUUGGAUUCCUAGAUGCAGUGGAUCAUCUGUGAAAAAGCAUUAUAUUCAUUCACAAUGCUAAUGCUACACGUCAAUGUUAACUUUUGGCAGCUCCUUAGUUUGGUGUAAAGGCAAUUAAAUGAUGCUCUGCCCAUCUUCCUUUUUAACAUAUCCUCACUAUGUUAAAGAAGAUGUGAUUUCCUUUGAUCCCCCCCUCUCCCUCCAAAAAACACAUUUUCCAGAUUUUUAUAACUUUACUGGUCCACAGUUAGCAUUAUUAUAAACCAUUUCAUUCGAAAAGCACUUUGAAAAUUGUUCCUAAGGGAUAAAUGAGAUGGUUUAUGACAAUUGUGCUGAGCAAAAGAAAAAAAAAAGCAGCAAUGCAUAUAGCUUUUAAUAGUCAAUAUUUUCCAGUAUCUGAUGUACUUUGCUAGUUCUGGUGUUGCUGGAAAUUCCAACACCUGCUUCGGAUGACAUUCCUGUCACAACAUUCCGGAUGAAAGUCUGACAAUUCUGUGUAUUGUUCAGUGUCAGAAGGAUCUUAAUACCACCCGCAUGCUUAUCUAUGGACAAUGAAAGAAAAUUGCUGGUGCAAAAGACACAAAUGGUAAACAUCAAGGUGCGUGACUUUGAUUUUUAUUACAAAGGUGUAUUCAGUGUACUUGAAUUUAUUUUUCCUGCUCCAUCUGUAAAGAAGAGGCAUUUAGAUGGCAAAGGAGAUGGGGCAAUUUUUUUUUUUUUGCACAAUUGUAUUAACAGAUUGCAAAUAUACAGUUUGAAGCUGUUGGAUGAAAUGUUAAUGUUUGCAUUUUUUUAAAGAUAAAAAUCCAGAAAGAACAUGCUACUUUGAAGAAUAUUUUAUGAAUGGACUCUGCCAUAUUUGGCUAGAUGAGGGUAGAAAAUGGAGUAAGAAUCUAAGGGGUUUAUUUUGUUUGGUUUUUUUUUUUUUUUUGCGCUGCUAAGAAGCUAUGAUUUGUUUCAUUCUUAUUCACAUUAACAGUACUUAGCUGUAUUGUUUCACUGAGUGUGCUGCUAUUUUAUAAACAUUUUUAUAAUAUAUUAUUUUACUGCUUAAAUUUCAAAUCCUGAAGUAGACGGUUAAGUGGAGAUAAGAUGAGUUGUUAGAUUUACUGGAAAUGCCCUGUACAGUUGUUUUCUAAUAGCGUGCUCAUGAUUUUUUUUUAUUUUAUUUUAUUUUAUUUUUCUGAUCACAUCCUGCAAAGACAGUAUAUUUACCUCAGGUUUACUGGACAAAAAAGGUUCCCAUUUUCACAAUACCUCACAACUUUACAGUUCUUUCCGCUGGGAGCCUCAUGGAAUGGUCAGUGCAAAAGGCAGCCAAAGCCUGUGUUUUGGUGAGCAAAGCACAGUAGCUUCAGUUGUGUAGGGGAACAGUUGUAGAUUGCAGGGACAUUGGGCUCCCGUUUGGUCUUAGGUGUCCGUUUCAUAGUGGAAAAAAUACAUUAACAUGAGGAUCCGUUCAGCAAAGAUUUCUGCACAUAUAGGUCUCGAUCCUGGAAGCACUUAAGACCUGAUUCUCCACUGUAUGUCACCUUAUUUAGUCAUUUGUAUUUGUGCAAAAUGAGUGCCUUGUGGAUAUUAAAAUGUUAUCUCCGACAUAAGUAGAAAAUUCUGGUUUGGGAGCAUUUUACACUUACUUUGCCCUGAUGCAAAUGAUUACUCAAGGUGCUGGACAGUGAGCAUUGUACCUUUGCUACCUAGUGUAAUGCUUUACUACCAUAAGUAAUCCCACAGGGCUAGAUCAUGACUUUAUGGUUGUCUGCAUUGUUAUGCUGCCCCUAGAGCAGUCCAGAAAACAGAUUAUGACCCCUGAAGUCACAGUCCCCUCCUGGUCUCCUGUCUACUUCAAAAAGGGAAUAAACUGCACCAGGUCUAUACUCGGUGUAGCGUAUGCAUCACAAUGCACCAGUGCAGCUACAUGGCUGGCCACAUUGAGGGUGGGGGAGCUGGGGCUCUACCCCUUUCCACCCACCUGUGUAGGGAGGGGGUUGUCCAGCUGUGUGGUGCCUGCUUCCUUGCCCACGAUGCUGCCUGUGAUACUGCUAGUUAGCCACACCAUGAUUUGGCAUAUAGAAAUCAAUGGGCCUACUUCUGGUAGUAAGCACUUGGUUCAAUAGUGUUUGUGGAAUCAGGCCCUUAAUUUUCAGUGGAUUUAGAAAUAAUCAGCCCAGUACUUUUGUAAUCCUCAAAGGGAGUUUUACCUGAGUAUGACUUCAGGAUUAGGCCCAACAGUCUUCUCUCAGUGGCUGGGUAUCAAAAGACAAAACAAAUGGUCUUAAAGUAAUACUGCCAGGCUUUUUGAACCCCAGAUUUUACAUGCUUUUAACACUGCAUAUUAUAACAGAAAACACCUUUUUGUUAUGGCUAUGUUAAGUAUUCUCAAUGAAAACCGAAAACAUAGCUCCAGUUCCCACAAAUUCCUUUGGAGGGCACUCCAAGCAAUUUCAGCUGUCUGUCUAUGCAAAGGUGUUUGCAGCAUCAGGUGCUGAGAUAUUUGAGAUUUUUGUAUUUUGUUUCAAUUUUCUGAAAUCAGUCCAAUUUUGCAAAACAGCCAAUGUCCUACAAAAUGUUAGGUAUUUUGCUUAAAAAGAUAGAGCAAGUGAAAACAGUAAAAUUUUCACUCUAAAAUGGCCAUAUAAUUAAACAGAAACCUUGACAUUUUCCAAAUUGUGGAAUUUAGUUCUUACAAAGAUAAACAUUUUCACAUUAAAAACAUGAAAUUUAGCAGGUUCUGGUACAAAAAACUCAUAUUAUGAAAAAAUCAUGGAAAGUGAGAUUAUGCCCCCCAAAAAUCUGCACAGCCCUGCUCCUUAUAAGAUCUUACUGUGACAUAUAGAACUUUCAUAUGGGCAUAUACCAAAGUGAUUUAUGGACUGGACCAAAUUCUUUGCUGACUUGUGCCCCUUAAAACACCCUUGAUUUUAGAGGAGCUGUACAUGUGUAAGUCAGCAUAGUAUUUGGCCAUUGUGUUUAUGGAGAUCACUUCACCUACUUCUGGUCUGGAACACAGCAGUCGUGUGCCAGCAACACUAAACAGCUGUUUGUAGAACUGAAACCGUAAGGAGAAUGUAGGCCAGCAGAAUGGAAGGUAAUUACCCAACGCUAGAAUUUGGCCAGGACAGCAGGGUUAAGAAUUGUGAAAAGUAUCAUAGGACUUUUAACAACCACAAUGGUCAGGACCUUGGUUUUCAUUUCAUUCAAAAAAAUAGCACUUUUCCAAGCACAGUUCCUUCUAGCACCAUGCUAGGCAUUGGCUCGCUAUGUACUCAGAAGGAAGAGUGCUGUCUGCUGAAUCAUUAGCACCAUUUCCUGCAGUACAUACAUUUUCCUUGAAAGGUUCAUCAUUAAGGCUUCUCUGCUGCAAUCAGAUCUGUGCAGGCAGUCUCUUGCACCCAUGUGGAGCCCAAAUGACUUCUGUGGAACUCAGUGCAGGCACUGAAGUCCACUUGUGCUGAUCUGAUUACAGGAGUGAGAUGUAAGUGUGAAAUUCCCUAUGUUAUGGAGCGCUAACUGCCAUUCUGUACCCCUGUGUAGUGCAGAGAGGGGUCUUCACAUCAUCUUGGAAUAGGCCAGCUUGGAGAGAGUUCUGGGGACAGGAAAGUGAAUACACAGAUUAGUUUCCAAAAAGGGAUGUGGAGAAGCUACAUAGGAGCUUUUGACCUGUCAGUAGAUUAGGGAUGAAUUUCAUCCCCCUCACUCUAGGUUUGUGCCCUGCAUAUAGCACAAUUACUCAGGCAUUAUGCAGUCAUGGGCAAAUUUCACCCUAAAGAACCUGGUAGAUUAUAACUCAGAGCCUUAUCCUGCAAACACCUGUGCAUGUGAGAACUUCACCUGUAUGAGUAUUGCCAUUGACAAUGGGACUACUGUAAAAUUAUUCAGGGGUAUAUGUGUUUGUUGAAUCAAGUCCUCACUGCAUUACCAUGUAGGAUUAGUUUUUUGUUUGUACCUUAGUAUUCCUUUAAAAACUGCCUCUGAGCAUGAUAUAGUUAAAUAAUGUAGUCCUUUAUUUUGUGUAAAGCUGACACAUAAAAAGUACAAUUGGAGCCCACAUGCACAAUUUAUUUCAUAGGACCUACACUGUGUGCAGUCAUUUUUAACAAAUACAUUUGAUGCUGCAGUGGUGUAGUAAAAAAUAAACAAUUACUAUGCGGUUAGAAUCAAGAGGGCAUUUACUAUUAUAAGACAGAGCUCUCAAAGUAUGUAAAAUCUGGGUCCUAACAACUUGACAAUAUCACUUAAAAUGAAAACUAUUGUACUUUUGCACAAUUUUCAUUUCAAACUGAGGACAAGAAAGUCAGCAUUGGUUUGUUUUUUUUGUCUGGCAUCAAAAACUGCUAUCUCAAAGCACAAGUGUGUGAUUUUUUUCAAAUACCAUAAUUCAGCCUUUUUCUCUACAGCCCACUUUGAAAAAAGUGCCUUGCAGAUUGUACCUUCCCAGAUCUUAGGUAUAGUAUGGCAAAUAUUUGUCAUUUUUAGUGGAAUAUUUGGUUUUUCUAUCUAUCUUCUGUCUUAGGUACUUAUAUGGUCCCCAUCACUAUAGUAUCUGAGUGCCUCACAGUCUUUAAUGUAUACAUGCUCCUAAUACCCCAGUAAGGUAGGGAAGUGCUAUUAUCCCAACCUAAUGCUGCUGGUCUUUGCUUGAAUAAUUGGACAGCUCAAAAGUUCCCAGCAACUCACCCGGCCACUGGAUUUUUUCCACUAUGUGUAUUACCAUGUUAUCAUGUACCUCAGAAAUCACUCUCAGUUGCACAGUUUCUGUUCUCAAACUUUUUUUUUUUUUUUUGCUUUAAUGAGUGUGAUGCCAUAUCAAGUCAAAGUUAUCCUCUCACAAUGUGCUCUUUAAGAGGUGUGGAUGUUUAUAUGGUCAGGGGAUGCUAGAGAGUGCGGUAGUAGACAUGAUCAGUGUAAACAAAAAGUAUUUAGAAAGUAUGUGAGAUUGUUUUUUGAUGGAUAAGAUUCUGAUAAAGUGUAGUCUCGAUUACCUUUUAAAAGGUCGUCUCUGUUCAGUGUUAAGUCAUUUUUAUUAAUAACCUGUUGUUUUGACUAGUUUAAAGAUGGUUUUAAGAAAUGUGUUUUGGCGGGAUUAGGUAUGCUGUAUGGACAAUAAACUCACCUUGACCUGAA
Messenger RNA from Dermochelys coriacea (leatherback sea turtle), 7644 nucleotides. RefSeq names its product cyclin D2 (gene CCND2). Gene Ontology annotation, molecular function: cyclin-dependent protein serine/threonine kinase regulator activity. Lineage: Eukaryota; Metazoa; Chordata; Testudines; Dermochelyidae. The transcript has 5 exons. Gene Ontology annotation, biological process: positive regulation of G1/S transition of mitotic cell cycle; mitotic cell cycle phase transition; regulation of cyclin-dependent protein serine/threonine kinase activity. Bases 838 to 1707 code for a protein of 289 amino acids. The record is from RefSeq and is a predicted model, not a curated record. Gene Ontology annotation, cellular component: nucleus; cytoplasm; cyclin-dependent protein kinase holoenzyme complex.